This is a messenger RNA of Nipponia nippon (crested ibis), 2257 nucleotides long. It is a transcript of the gene NHLRC2, whose product is annotated as NHL repeat containing 2. Gene Ontology annotation, molecular function: protein binding. NCBI's taxonomy places the organism in Eukaryota, Metazoa, Chordata, Aves, Pelecaniformes, Threskiornithidae. The record is from RefSeq and is a predicted model, not a curated record.
GCCGAAUAUGCGGCGGUGAAGCGGCAGGCCGGUAAACAGCGGCCCGUCCUGGCCGCGGGCUCGCCCAGGAGGCGCCAUGGCGGCGGGGGGCCUGGCGGGGCUCCUGCCCGCCCAGACCCAGCUGGAGUACGCCCUGCUCGACGCCGAUACUCCCCAGGAGAAGGAGAACUUGGUCUACCAGUACCUGAAGAAGAUGGACAGCCGGGAGCGGGACCUAACGGUGCCCGAGCUCGGCGGAGAUCUACAGUGGUUAAACACUGAAGGUCCUAUUUCUCUUCACAAAGACCUUUGUGGAAAAGUUGUGGUGUUGGAUUUCUUUACUUACUGCUGCAUCAAUUGCUUGCACCUGCUGCCUGAUCUCCACGCGUUAGAGCACCAGUACUCUGAUAAAGAUGGUCUUAUUAUUGUUGGUGUCCAUUCAGCGAAAUUCCCAAAUGAAAAAGUUCUGGAUAACAUUAAAUGUGCCAUUCUGAGGUAUAAUAUUGUCCACCCUGUAGUAAAUGAUGCAGAUGCAACGCUGUGGCAUGAACUAGAAGUGUCCUGCUGGCCAACUCUGAUCAUUCUCGGGCCUCGUGGAAAUAUGCUGUUUUCGCUUGUUGGAGAGGGACACAGAGAGAAGUUGUUUUUGUUUACUUCUAUAACACUGAAAUUCUACAAGGAGAGAGGACAAAUCAAAGAUAACAGCAUUGGAAUAAAGCUAUACAGAGACUCCCUCCCACCUUCUCCUCUGCUGUUUCCUGGCAAAGUGACUGUAGAUAAUUCAGGAGAAAGGCUGGUAAUAGCAGACACUGGACAUCAUAGGAUUUUGGUUACUCAAAAAAAUGGACAAAUUCUACACACUAUUGGAGGUCCAAACAGUGGAAGGAGAGAUGGAAGAUUUUCAGAGGCAGCUUUCAACUCACCACAAGGGAUUGCUGUAAAAAAUAAAGUUAUUUAUGUAGCUGAUACAGAAAAUCACCUAAUUAGAAAGAUUGACUUGGAAUUAGAGAUGGUGACCACUGUAGCAGGCAUUGGGAUACAAGGUGUUGAUAAGGAAGGUGGAGCAAAAGGAGAAGAACAGCCUAUCAGCUCUCCAUGGGAUGUGGUCUUUGGAAAUUCAAUUUCAGGGACCCAGGAAGACGAUAUUUUGUGGAUAGCAAUGGCAGGCACUCAUCAGGUAUGGGCACUGAUGUUGGAAGGUGGAAGACUACCAAAGGGAAGUGAUUUAAAGAAAGGAGUCUGCCUUCGAUUCGCUGGGAGUGGAAAUGAAGAGAACAGAAACAACGCAUACCCACAUAAGGCAGGCUUUGCACAGCCUUCAGGUCUCUCUCUGGCUUCCGAGGAACCAUGGAACUGCCUUUUUGUAGCGGAUAGCGAGAGCAGCACCGUGCGAACCAUCUCUUUGAAAGACGGAGCAGUGAAGCACCUUGUAGGAGGAGAGAGAGAUCCACUGAAUUUGUUUGCCUUCGGUGAUGUCGAUGGAGCAGGCAUAAAUGCAAAGCUGCAGCAUCCCUUAGGAGUGACGUGGGACAAGAAAAGGAAACUACUCUAUGUGGCAGACUCCUAUAAUCAUAAGAUUAAGGUUGUAGAUCCCAAGAUGAAGAACUGUGCUACCCUGGCAGGCACAGGAGAAGCAAGCAAUGUUAUUGGUUCCAGCUUUACACAGUCAACUUUUAAUGAACCAGGAGGUUUGUGUGUUGAAGAAAAUGGCCACUUGAUGUAUGUUGCAGACACAAAUAAUCAUCAGAUUAAAGUGCUGGAUUUGGACACAAAAAUUCUUUCCAUGUUGCCUAUCCUGAAUCCAGAAGCAUGUGAUGUUCCAGAUAACCUGCCUGUGCAAAAGGAUAAAAUAGCAAGCCUUCCAAAACUGCCUAAAUCUGCACCAAACGUUCAACUUCCUUCACUAACUGUAGCUCCUGGCCAGACAAUUCAGUUUUUAUUAAAGUUGACUCUUCCUCCAGAUUCAAAACUGAAUGAAGAAGCACCCAAUUCCUGGUUUAUCACAGCAGAAGAAAAUACCUGGUUGCUUCAAGGACAGUGUCUGUCUGGAGAAAUAAAGGAUGUUUUCUGUCAAACUGUCAUUCCCUUUCAGUUACCCAGGAGCUGUCUGUCAGCUGAAGCUAUCCUGGCUGUCAAAGCGUGCCUCUACUAUUGCAGCAAAGGUAGCAGUGCCUGUAUGAUGAAAGGAAUCUCAUUCAGUCAGCCUUUACAGAUAGCAAGUACAAACCAAGACAGCUUGACUCAAGUUGAACUGAUACACGCGUUUUUAACCAACUAA